This is a messenger RNA of Sphaeramia orbicularis (orbiculate cardinalfish), 1166 nucleotides long. RefSeq lists its product as uncharacterized. The coding region runs from base 16 to 666 and encodes 216 amino acids. NCBI's taxonomy places the organism in Eukaryota, Metazoa, Chordata, Actinopteri, Kurtiformes, Apogonidae. The transcript has 5 exons. The record is from RefSeq and is a predicted model, not a curated record.
GCACCCUCCUCGUGCAUGCACGCGCAGGCGGAGGCUCGGCAUCCUCGUGGAGGCGCGCGGCGGACGGAGCAGAAGAAGAAGUCUGAAGGAGUUCCAUCUCGUCGUCGUCGUCUUCAGGUUCGUGUCCUGGUUCUAAUCAUGUCCAAUGGUGGCAUCAUCGGGCGGAUCCGGAGCCCCCCCCAGCCCCCCACACCCAUCCUGGUCUGUUCCAAAGCUGUCAUGUGUGUCAUGCCCAUCGCUCAGAUCACCAUUGGUGCAGUGUACCUGGACGAGUGUCCGGUCCAGACCUACAUCCCGGUCUACCUGGUGGUCCUGGGGGUGUUUGGACUCAUGCUGACCCUGCUGUCCUGUCUGCCCUGCGCUCAACAACCCAAAGACGGACCCCCCAACCCCCUGAACCGGCUCUGCACCGCCUGGAACUCACUCACAUCCUUCUUCCUCUUCUGUUGGUUCAUCGCCGGUAAUGUGUGGAUCUACUCCAUCUACCAGCCCAACUACAACAGGAACACCACCCACCUGGACUCCUACUGCCAUAGGACCCUGUACCUGUUCGCCUUCUGGACCACCACCCUGGUCUACGUCCUGCUGGGUCUCUUCCUGGUCGGCGGCUGCUGCGUCCUCUUCUGUUUCUUCCUGUGUGGACGAGCCGACCCCGACGACAUCUAGAGACGACGUCCAACCGGACAUUAAGAGGAGACGGGUAGUGGACGGGUAGUGGACAGGAUUGGUUGGACGGGUAAUGGCUGUGUUUAAUGCAUGGGUCGGACGGAUGUUGGACUUUUAAUUGGACUGGACCAAAGCCGUGUGCACCUGUGGGUGGUUCAUGACCUCCAGACUGUCUCCUCACCUGAUUGGACGGUCUGUGAAGGAGGCGGACCUCACUGACCUUUGACCUUCUUUGUUUGUUCCGUCUGUCCUCCAGAUCAGACCUGUUGUGUUUAUCUCUUCUAAUCCUCCUCCUUUUGUCUUAUUGUCUUAUUAUUGGAGCUCUGUUCCUUCGUUGGGUCUUUGUUGGACAUGUGUCUCCUGUACUUCUGUAAAAUCUGCUGUUGAACACUUUCUUUAUUGUAAUUCAAACCGAAUCAAAUUUUAUUUAUAUAGUGUCAAAUCAUAACAAAAGUUUUCUGAUGACAAUUGAACUAAACGAACUAAAAUCAGGCACUUCA